Messenger RNA from Entrophospora sp. SA101, 1038 nucleotides. The record is from the annotation of a GenBank genome assembly. NCBI's taxonomy places the organism in Eukaryota, Fungi, Glomeromycota, Glomeromycetes, Entrophosporales, Entrophosporaceae.
AUGAGUGAAACGAGUAGUGUUAGCCUUGAAAAAAUCUAUAAAGCUUACGAAGACAUAGAUGCAGCAGGAAAUGAUGAAGAAUCGCUUGCCAAAGUUAAAGGGUCGUAUGAAGCUUUAAUUGCUGCAGCACAUGCUGAAAGUAACUGCAAACGACUAGCAGCACAAUUCAUUCCACGUUUUUUUGGAAAGUUUCCAGACUUUCAUGAGACUGCAAUAGACGCUUUAUUUGAUCUAUGUGAGGAUCAAGAUUUGAAUGUUCGAUUGACUGUUAUAAAACAUUUGCCUAAUGUGGUAAAAGAAUCAAAGAAGUAUUCAUUAAGAAUAACUGACGCACUUGUACAAUUACUUCAAAAUGGCAGCUCACAAGAAUUAUUAGUGGUUAAAAAGGCUAUUGAACAAGUUAUUCGUAUAGAUCCACAAGCAUCAUUGCGAUUUAUAAUUCAACAAGCAAUUGUUGGUUCAACAGAAGUUAAAAAACAUACAAUUAAUUUUUUAUCAGUAGAUUUAAACAAAUUCAAAAAUGAAUUAUUUGAUCAACAUAAAGAUUUGGAACAAUUUUUGGCAGAUGAAAUACAAAAAGUUCUUCAUGAAGCUGAAUUCUUUGAAUUGGAAAUCUUUAUUAGCAUGUUAUCUUCUUUAAAGGUUUAUGAAAAUAACAAAAGUAAAUUGCAAGAUCUAUCAAAAUCAUUGAUAAAUGCAAUUGUAACUGAGAAAGAAACAUUUGAUCCUAAUGAUGAAAAUUUUUUUCAAAAAUUUGUAUUAUCUUGGUACCUUGUUGGAAGUCCUGGUGUGUUACCACAAAGUGACACAGAAGCAUAUUUAUGGGCCAAACGUGCGGCUGACAAAGGGUUGCCAAAAGCUGAAUAUGCCGUAGGAUAUUUCACUGAAGUUGGUAUUGGGGUUAAAAAAGAUCAACUAGAAGCUAAUAUUUGGUAUCGUCGUGCUGCUGAACAUGGUGAUAAAAAAGCUCAACAAAAAUUAAAGGGUAUACCGAUUGAUGAUAAUAAAAAGAAAAAAGAUGAUUGUGUGAUUUCUUGA